Messenger RNA from Cordyceps militaris CM01, 399 nucleotides. RefSeq lists its product as uncharacterized. Bases 1 to 399 code for a protein of 132 amino acids. Lineage: Eukaryota; Fungi; Ascomycota; Sordariomycetes; Hypocreales; Cordycipitaceae. The transcript is spliced from 2 exons. The record is from RefSeq and is a predicted model, not a curated record.
AUGUUUGAUGUGCGCUGGCGAAGAGCAAGUUGCGUCGAGUCGAGUCGCAUCCUCCCUCUCCGUUACCUUAUUAGUCGACAACACUUUUUCACUUCGUCAUCUGUCAAAUCCGUCCUCUUUCGAAUCGUACGGACUUAUGGUCGAUGCUAUUUCGCCACCUGCAUCACAACUCACUCGGUCAAUCGGCACGCCUCCACUACACACGCGCGCUGCAAAGAAGAAUCGCCAGUCCCCAGUCCGCCCACCGGAUUGUUUUCAUUUAUUCUUCAGCUUAAAAAGGGUGAAGCACGUAUCGAAGCCGACUACGAACCCCGAGAAUCUGCUCCGGUCGACUUGCUACGCGACACUGGCGAGCUGUUGUUUCUGACCACCUCGAGUGUGAUUCUCGACCACAACUAG